Cylas formicarius (sweet potato weevil) is the source of this 4777-nucleotide messenger RNA. RefSeq names its product G protein-activated inward rectifier potassium channel 3-like. NCBI's taxonomy places the organism in Eukaryota, Metazoa, Arthropoda, Insecta, Coleoptera, Brentidae. Bases 105 to 1553 code for a protein of 482 amino acids. Gene Ontology annotation, cellular component: plasma membrane. Gene Ontology annotation, biological process: regulation of monoatomic ion transmembrane transport; potassium ion import across plasma membrane. The record is from RefSeq and is a predicted model, not a curated record. The transcript has 5 exons. Gene Ontology annotation, molecular function: inward rectifier potassium channel activity.
CGUGCAGGUGUGGAACAAUGUUACAUGGUCUAUUAUUGUGAAAAAUAUUUUUAAAUUAAAGUAUGAAAAAGAUAAAAAAUCAAUUGUCAUAGUAAAUUGUAAGAAUGCCUCGAGAAAUGGAUAUUGUGGAAGUGGACGAACCGCGGAGUGUUAACAAAGAGUUCUAUCCUUUUUAUCUGAUUAAAAGAAGGAGUAGCGUAUACAGAAGUAGGUCUAGCUUGCAAAGUUUACAGUUAAGAAACAAGGUGCGUUUGGUUCGCCGACUCGUGCGCAAGAGCGGUAGGUCGUCCAUCCACCAGAAAAGCUCGUCGCGUAGGUCAUAUCACUUUCUGCUCGAUAUGUCCAAUACGCUCAUAGAGAGCUCCUGGACGUGGACACUACUGGUGCUCUCUCUUAGUUUCAUUGUGACGUGGCUCGUGUUUGCAGGAUUCUGGGCAAUUAUCAACAUUGAGGAUGCCGAGAUACAUGGUUAUAACGGAACGGAAACUUGCCUUGGCGGCAUCAAUAGUUUCGCCGGUUACUUACUCUUUAGUAUCGAAACUCAAACGUCAAUCGGAUACGGCGGUCGUUACAUCACCGAGUAUUGUCCGGAAGCAGUGACAAUACUUUGCAUUCAACUGAUAGUCGGAAUCGGUAUUGGCGGCACUUUAACUUGUGUCGUUUACUUAAAAAUGGAAGGUCCGUUGAGAAAUCUACACUCGCUGGUGUGUUUUAGUAAAAAAGCCGUGAUUUGUCAACGAGAUGGUGCACUUUGUUUGAUAUUCCGAGUGAGAGACUGCGACAAAAGGCACGAGGCACAAAACAAAAUCGUGGCCUAUGUGGUAGAAAAUCACGCGAGAGAGCUGUCUUUGAAACUUCUUACACUCCAGCCGACCGGAAUUUUGAUCUGGCCGAUAGAUGUUGUACACAAAAUAGAUCGGUUCAGUCCGUUUUGGGAUAUAUCCGCAAAGGAUUUGAUGGUGAAAAGGUUCGAAAUCAUCGUAGUCAUGGAAGGUUCAUCCCUAGCCACUUCCUACAUGUCUAGGACAACCACCUCGUACCUGAGCAGGGAAGUAAAGUGGGGUCACAAGUUCAGACAGUGUACAACGUUCGACAAAAGACUGAGAAAAUACAAAGUGAACCACGACCUGUUCCAUAGGACAGAAGAGGUAGUCACGCCACUAUGUAGCGCCAAAAGACUUUACGAAGUAUACGACGACGUGCUAACGAUAACCUCGCCGAGUACCAGCGUAUACGAGAGUUCCAAAUACUCAAGCCCCGUGUUGUUGAACAAGGAGUUGCGCGACGGAGAUGGCACAGAAGACGAGGGUGGCCAGCAAGUUAUCACUUCCGUUCAAAUUCAUAGGGAAGAUAAUAUUUCCAACUGCUCGUCGGAUGAAGAGCCCGACGCCGCAUUUAUGGAGUUAAGUGACGAUAGUUUGACGGACCUGUCCGCCGUACGGCGCAGUGACCGAUCGGGGGUUGCGCAGAAUUUACUGAAUAGUUUGCAAAAGUUUGUGCCGGCUAACGUGAGAAAAAGUUGGGAUAAAAAUUACAAAGAAACUGCUUUUUAAUUUCGACAUUUUAUUUCACACGCUUGUAAUGCAUUAAGAAGGUAACAUGUUUUACUAACAUCUAAGCAAAAUGGAUAACCUUGUGAGGUGGAAAAGAAAUUCAAGUAACCAGAUACGUUAUCACACGUUUUUCUUUUUUGUUUGCGAAACUUCGAUGUGAUCAGAAUGAAGUCGAAGAAACGUCGAAUAUCUGCGAGUUAAUAUAGAAAUAUUUUCUUUCUAUCGUUGUUAGAUCCUUAACUUUUGAAUUGUUAGGUUUCGUCCAGGAAAGACGUGUUUUUUUGUGUUGCUUAUCACUUAUUUAAGAUUUAAUAUUUGCUUGUAGAUGUAAUACCAAUGGAUAGUUUAGAUUCUAAGAAAAUACCUUUUUUGACUUAUGGCAAUGACAUUAAAAAAAAAACUAUUCUUCCUGGGUCGGUUGUCGAUGAACCGAACUUGUUGAUGUUUCGCCCAUCAUUCUGUUCAUUUCUUCAGAUCUUAAUUGAAACUGGUUUGCAUUCUACCCUCUACCUGUUUAUAUACUGGUUGAGGGAGGCGGAGCUAAAGGAGGGGCAUUAACAUUUUCUCGAAUGACUGACUCCCAUAUUGGUGAAAAGUAAAGACCUAUGAUUCUCGGAUUUUUUAUUUAUGAAAAUGGACAUAUAUAUUCUAUAUUUAAAAGUUUCAUUUUUGAAAACUGCACAAGUCUACAACCGACCAUGCAGGCCGUAGUUUCCGUUCUACCGCAUAUGUAUAGCCUCGAGACUAUCGCCAAACGCUCCCGCAUGAAUGUACGUGUGUGCUGACGAGUUUAUUUGUCGUAGUUUUCAGGCUCUUUCAUGUUCUUUUAGCCUAGUUGAUAUUUUUCGUUAAGUCUCCAACAUUCUCUGUAUAUUGUCAAUUUUGUUUUUAUAGAUAUUUGAUUGGCCAAAGUAAAGGAUUCAAAACUCGUACCUGUCCCAGCUGUAUUCUAGGUUGAAUGUCUUGUACACUGUGUGCCAAAUAAAACGAUCCACUAUCCUGUAUUAUACUAUACGAUCUGGAAACUCAUACGAGAUACAAAGAAAAGUUUCGUACAAAAGUUUCUUGGACUCUCCUGAAGAUUUAAAAUAUAAAUUUGUUAAUACAGGGUGUCCCAAAACAAGACUUUAUAAGGGUGUUAUCUUAAACCUCGAAAAUUUCAAAAAGUAAGUAAAAUUUAAAUAUAAGAUAAAUUACCUUACCUUAUUUUUUGUCCUACAAUUAAUAUCUGAAUAAAAAUAUAGGGUGUUCGAUUUGAAAAUUUUGAGAUUUUGUUAAUUGAAUUAGCCAAAACGACAUCACUUAUUUGGGACGACCUGUAUAAGCUGAUUGAGUAGUGCAUCAUCUCCUUAGUUGGUGGUUAAAUUUUCGUUGCAAUACCUGGAUUAGUAGCGUCACAACACAAUUUUAUAUGGGGCAAUCAAAAUAUGAAAAAAAAACAGAUAGCCUCAAUUUCUGCCUAAACUAUGCAAAAUUCGAAUAGGAAUUUUUUAAGAGAGUGACCGUUAUUUUAACCAAGAAUUCAAAAAAUGACGAAAUAUACAGGGUGUUUCGUUUAAAAUAACAAAUAUUAUGUCGGUGGGGACAUUUUUGGGAAACCCUGUAUCAACAAAAUUAUAAUAUUUUAAAUCUUCAGGAGAGCUCAAGAAACUUUCGUACGAAACUUUUUUUCGUAUCUCCUAUAGUGGAUCGUUUUAUUUGGCACAAAUGACAUACAACCCAGAAUACAACUGGAACAGGUCAGACUAUCAAGGUAUUCCGCUAUCCUUUCGGUAUUUCGGUAUACUCUUCGCAUUAAUUAACCUGUCUUAACCACAACUCUGGAUCUUCGUAUUCUUUUUAGCUAUUCUUAAGUAUUCUGCUUUGGAGCUGUUCAUUUUCAUUUUUAUUCAUCCUUUCCUUAACAUAUAAUCUAUAUACUCUUCACCAUUUGCAAUUAGUACCUGAUCAUCACCAAAGAAUAAUGUUGACAAGUAGGGAUCGCCAACCUUAAUUCCCAUACCUGGACUCUAUUUUUGUAGUAUUUCUUGUAUAAAAAGGUAGGAGAAAAGCAACCUCCCUUUUUAAGACCCUUUGUCACCCGAAAUGGUUUUGACAAGGUGUCUGUUUUUAACAUUAUAUUUCUUAGGAACUAUUUGCUCAAUAAUGUUUUGAAUAUAAGAAAGGACUACAGUGGCAAGUGUGAGAUUGCUUUCGUGAUAUUUUUUUUAUUUUAUAAUAAUAGAACGCUUAAUAUCUAAAAUGUGGCAAUUAUUUGGGAGAAGAGCAGACGUUAGGUGUUUUAGUUCUUGUUCCAGUAAUUCAGGUUGCGAUAGCUUUACGGCUCUACAUACAAGAGAGUUGAUAAGAUAAUAGGUUGAUUAGGAUGACUUCUGGACCGCGUAGGUUUUCUGUAAACAUAAUGACCCAAUGUUAGGUCUGAUUUUUAAUUUAUAAAAAUAUCGAAAAUGUAUGCUAGGGUAUAUAGAGUUUAAAUGGUCAAGAAAAUGUAGGAAGAAUUUUGAACUACGAGACCAAGUAAGAAAAUUAUCAUCAACGUAGCGUCUUCAUAGUUUUGGUUUUAGAUGGAAAGUGCUUUCAUAGAUAUAUUUGCGAUGACCCAGAGCUGUUCAUAAAUUUGACCGUUACAAGCAAAACAUGUUCGAGAUAAGCAUUUUUCAAUUAAAAUGGAAAGAUUUGAUUUCAGAUUUUUGGAUUUUAUUAUAUCUGAAAUUAUGUGUAGAGUUUCAGGACUUAACAUCGAAACUAACAAGAUAUCGUUGUAAUGUAAUGGUUUUUAAUUGUUAAAUGAAGUGUACGAAAUCAUCAGUUUUGCCUCUAAAGGGUUUUAAUAGAGAAACUAGAUAUUUUGCUAGAGAAUAGGCUGGAGAACCAAUGUUGCUAACAAUUAGUGGAAUGAUUAUUACUGGUUUGUGAAUCUCAGGGAAUCCGCAGAAACGAUGAAUUUAAGAGUCGUGAGAGGUGACAGAUUUUUUCACGGAUUCAAAAUAAAGUUUAAUAGCAGAUUUAAAGUUGCAUUGAGUAAACGAUAGGAUCUGUUUGUAAGAAUAUCUUGAAUUUUUUCAGUUGUGUGGGUGACUACCGUAGCAUUUCUUUAAUUUGCUUUUGUAAUGUUUAAAUUAGAUUUUAGAAUGUUAAAACCAGGUUGUCCAAAAAUCUCAAGUUCUCAAGCAUUUCAAAAAUAAUGCAUUGGAGAGGAAAAAUAGCAACUGGGCUAAAAGAUC